Mixia osmundae IAM 14324 is the source of this 219-nucleotide messenger RNA. RefSeq lists its product as uncharacterized. The record is from RefSeq and is a predicted model, not a curated record. The transcript is spliced from 2 exons. Bases 1 to 219 code for a protein of 72 amino acids. NCBI's taxonomy places the organism in Eukaryota, Fungi, Basidiomycota, Mixiomycetes, Mixiales, Mixiaceae.
AUGAGUGAAGAGCACAAGUCCAUGGGCGAGAAGCUAAAGGAGGGCGUGCACAAGCUCGCAGUCGCAGCGGCUAUCGAGCCGCCCACGGAACGUGAGCUACAAGAAGACAUCACGGACGCACGCAUCAAGGGAGAUGACAGCAAGGUAGCCAAGCUCAAAUCACGGCUCGCGUCUUCACAUCAGGACGCCUCGACGGGGCCAGAGGUCGCGGACGCUUGA